This is a messenger RNA of Capsicum annuum, 435 nucleotides long. RefSeq lists its product as uncharacterized. The transcript has a single exon. Lineage: Eukaryota; Viridiplantae; Streptophyta; Magnoliopsida; Solanales; Solanaceae. The record is from RefSeq and is a predicted model, not a curated record. Bases 1 to 435 code for a protein of 144 amino acids.
AUGUCUAGCACAAUGGUGGUGAAGAAAGAAGUCCUGGGUGCAUUUACUAUUCCUUGCACUAUUGGGGUGUACAAAUUCAAAAAAACAUUUUGUGAUCUUGGAGCAAGUAUUAAUUUGAUGCCAUUUGCCAUAUUUCAAAAGUUAGGCUUAGGUGGUCCUAACCCUACCACUAUGAGGCUUCUAAUAGCCAAUUAUUCAAUAAAAAGUCCCAUUGGUGUGUUGUAUGAUGUUUUGAUGAAAGUUGACCGGUUUAUCUUUCUGGCUGAAUUUGUUAUUCUUUAUUAUGAGAUUCAUCAUGAGGUCCCAAUCAUUCUUCGUAGACCAUUCUUGGCUACCGAAAGGACUUUAGUGGAUGUGGAAUGUGGGGAGAUAAAAUUUUGGGUGAACAAUGAAGAAGUAUUCUUCAAUGUGUGCAAGUACAUGAAGCAUCGAUGA